AUGGAGGAUAGCUACAAGCCAAUAGUCCAGCCCCAAAGGAGAUUGAAUCCAGUAAUGCAGGAAGUAGUAAAAAAGGAGAUCGUAAAGCUUUUGGCGGCAGGUGUUAUUUAUCCCAUUUCAGACAGCCCUUGGGAUGGAGAGUCUGUAUUGGUUACAGACGUCUCAAUGAUGCCACUAGAAAAGAUCAUUACUUUACCAUUUAUUGAUCAAAUGUUAGAAAGAAUUGCAGGAUAUAGUUUUUACUGUUUUCUUGAUGGCUAUUCAGGGUAUAACCAAAUACCAAUUGCACCUGAAGAUCAGGACAAAACAACUUUCACAUAUCCUCACGGAACGUAUGCCUAUAGGAGAAUGCCAUUUGGUCUAUGCAACGCCCCUGCUACAUUUCAGCGUUGCAUGUCAGCAAUUUUUUCUGACAUGACUGAAAAAUUUCUUGAAACUUGUGUGGAUGAUUUUACACUCUUUGGCAAAACAUUUGAGGAUUGUCUUCACCACUUGACCUUAGUUCUUAAGAGAUGUGAAGAGACAAACUUGAUUCUGGGAAAAUGUCAUUUUAUGACGGUUCAUAAAAGACUUUUCAAAGGUUUCAAAACCAUCGACUACCUUUUGAUGAAAGAUAUCAAGUUUGAUUUUCCAGAUGAUUAUUUGAAAGUAUUUGAGAACCUUAAGAAAAAGUUAUCAACCGCCCCUGUAGUUGUGUCCCCAGACUGGAAUCAACCUUUUGAGGUCAUGUGUGAUGCUAGUGAUACUGCAGCUGGAGCUGUUUUAGGCCAGAGAAAGGAUAAGAUCUUUCGUCCCAUUUACUAUGCUAGUAGAACAAUGAAUGAGGCUCAACUAAAUUAUGGCACAACAGAAAGAGAGUUACUAGCAAUAGUAUUUGCUUUUGAUAAGUUUCGAUCUUAUUUGAUAGGAACCAAGAUAUUGCAAACUACUUGGUUAGAAAGUGGACACCCCAAGAUCUCUCUUACCAGCAAAGAAAAAAGCUUAUAUCUGAUGCAAAAUAAUGUCAUUAGAAGAUGUGUACCUGAAGAAGAGGUGAACAAAAUUUUAUAUCACUGUCAUGAUGGAGCAAUUGGAGGUCAUUAUGCAGCAAACCAAACAACCUUUAAAGUUUUGGAAGCUGGAUUUUUCUGGUCGACUCUCUUUAAAGAUGCCCAAGAAUAUGUUGCACAAUGUGACAGGUGUCAGAGAACAGGUAACAUCACUAUGAGAGAUGAGAUGCCAUUGCAAUCAAUACAGGUUACUAUACAACCAGAGCAUCUAAUGAAGGCCUCUAUAAAAACAGAGUCACCUACACAGGAGCAACUCCAUGGUGAUCGGUCCAGGUAUUUGAUCAGUAGUAGUCAAGCGGAUCGUCGUGGUGGAGACUCAAGAUUAGAUAGCAGCGUCUUGGUGGGUCUCUUAUAUGCUGUGCCUUAUAUAAAAGCCGCCGGAGCCACCGUCAGCAGUCCACAGUCUCGACGGAGUUUACAAGCACUGUGGGCACAAGUAGUCCGCGGCGACGGCGAUGAGGUUGAAGCGGCAUCGGUAUCCAGUCCUCGCUCGCCGUCACCGUUGCCUCCGAUUGCCGUUGUUACGCCGAAGAAAAUUUCUAUAUCGGAUGAUUGCUCGGCAGCCCAAAAGUCUUCGCCGGAAAACUCUAAUUCUGAUGCUUUGCCGAAGAGUUCUGAUAUGCUCCCCGAAACUGGAGAAACACGGGAGCUGCUAGUAUCCAUUAAUCUUUCUGAAAUUCAGAAAACAAAAAAGGCCUCUUUCCUUCAGUUGCUCUAUUAUAUCAGUGGUGGCAAAAUGGAUAAAAGAAAAUAA
Molecule: messenger RNA, 1803 nt
Organism: Nicotiana attenuata
Lineage: Eukaryota; Viridiplantae; Streptophyta; Magnoliopsida; Solanales; Solanaceae
Exons: 10
Coding region: 1-1803 (600 amino acids)
Source: RefSeq, a predicted model, not a curated record